UUCCCUAAAAGGACAUUCCUUGCCAAAGUUGACCAUGGGUUGGGCUGUGAUUUUCUUAGCUUUGCUCACUUACUGCAGAGGGAUUGAUGGUCAGUCCACUUGGACUCAGCCUCCCUCCAGCUCUGUGUCCCCAGGUGGAACCGUUACACUCUCCUGCACAACCACUCAGAGUUCCUACAGCAUUGGCUGGUAUCAACAGAAAGCAGCAGAAGGCCCCCAUUUUGUCCACUGUGAUGGCUGCAGCAGGGGAGAAGGGAUCCCAGAUCGAUUCACAGCAACCAGAUCUGGGGGUACAGGAUCUUUGACCAUCACCAAUGCAGAGGCUGAAGACGAGGCAGUUUAUUACUGUAGUAGCUUGAACAGUGCAGGUGCCUUGGCCCAGUUCACCAUGACUCAACCAGCUUCUGAGUCAGUAUCCCCUGGAGGAAAAGUCAGGAUCACCUGUACCAGGACAGGUGGUAGCAUUAGUGGUUACUAUGUGAGCUGGUAUCAGCAGAAACCUGGCAGUAAACCCCUAGCAGUGAUCUAUAAAGAUAGUGAGAGGUCGUCUGGAAUCCCUGAGCGGUUUUCUGGUUUUUAUGAUUCUUCCUCCAAUUCGGCCUCUUUGACCAUCUCCAACAUUCAACCUGAAGACGAGGCUGACUAUUACUGUUUGACUAGUGGUGAAAGUUCUCAGAGCACAGUGAUUGCACUUGAUGGGGAACUGUGA
Messenger RNA from Thamnophis elegans (Western terrestrial garter snake), 709 nucleotides. RefSeq names its product immunoglobulin lambda-1 light chain-like. Gene Ontology annotation, biological process: immune response; immunoglobulin production. The record is from RefSeq and is a predicted model, not a curated record. Lineage: Eukaryota; Metazoa; Chordata; Lepidosauria; Squamata; Natricidae. Bases 35 to 709 code for a protein of 224 amino acids. The transcript has 3 exons.